AUGAUUAGAUGGAAAGCCAAAACAAAGUUUCCAAAUAAUCGAUUAUUUAUUGAGCAAGAUUUAAAUUUGGAAGUACAGGAACUUGUUAAAAAAUUAGAAGAAUUACCUUAUGAAGAAGAUGAUGAUUUUUCCAAUGAAGUUUAA
Molecule: messenger RNA, 144 nt
Organism: Funneliformis mosseae
Lineage: Eukaryota; Fungi; Glomeromycota; Glomeromycetes; Glomerales; Glomeraceae
Source: the annotation of a GenBank genome assembly